This is a messenger RNA of Meloidogyne enterolobii, 652 nucleotides long. Lineage: Eukaryota; Metazoa; Nematoda; Chromadorea; Rhabditida; Meloidogynidae. The record is from the annotation of a GenBank genome assembly.
UUUAAAAUUAUCCUUUUCUAGCCAAAAAAUGCUUUUUGAAGAAGAUUCCUUAACUAGUAUAAUCCCCCCACCAUCCCCCACACCUUUACUUGAAUGUUCUGGACACAGACCUUCCUGUAGUACAGCCCCAAGUAGCAGAACAGACACUCCAAUACCUAUUUUAAUUAAUAACCAGCAACAACAGAACAAACCUUCACCUUCAAAAAUGGGCUAUUUUGGAGCUACUUCUUAUGUAAUUGGCAAUAUAAUAGGCUCUGGUAUAUUUAUAGCCCCGUCAACAAUAAUUCGACAUACAGAAUCUGCCGGUCUUUCCCUCCUUGUUUGGGUUAUUGGUGCUUUAAUUGCUUUUCUUGGUUCUUUAUGUUAUAUAGAAUUGGGUACAAGUAUAAGAGAAGCUGGUUGUGAUUUUGCCUAUAUUUGUUAUGUUAAGUGGUAUUCAAUAGCCUUCUCAUUUAUGUGGGUCUCUGUAUUAAUGACAUAUCCAGCAACAAUAGCAGUUAUUUCAGAAACUUUUGGGCAAUAUUUACUUGAAGGAUUAAGACAAACAUAUGUAAUUGACCCUAAAUUAGCUCCAAUAGCACAAAAAUGUUUUGGAAUAACUUUGCUUUGUAAGUUUAUUUUUAAAAAUAAAUUAAAAAUAAAAAAAAAGUAA